AUCCUUUUAUCCUUUUAUCCUUUUGAACCCUACAUGCAUCACUGCAUCACUGCAUCACUGAACCACUGGAACCAGAGCAACAACAACCAGGGGACCAGCUACCAGCCUCCCUCCCGCCGUUCCACCAUAAGCUAACGGCCCGGCAACCAAAGCGGUCAGAAUUUAUUGCCAAAUCACAGUCAGCACGACAGGCAGUGAAGUUCCGUAUACUAAUCCCAGCCGAACCUCACUCCAUCAUCCCAAGUCACCUUUGGUAACGGAGUGUACGACGCACAACGCACCACAAACCUCCCAAACGACCCCCAAAACACUCUUCGAGUCAACUUUCCAAGACUCGAUUUUCUUCCCGCGACAUCCCGACAAAACUCCACUCUGUCCUCUUUCCAACAAACGCCCUUCGCGGUCGGAGCUCACGAGACUCCAGUCUCGUCCGUGCGACGACCCCACCAAUUCCGACGCAGAAUACCCACAGAAAACUCACGAUGCUCAGCAACAGCAACGGCGCUGCUGCAGCACUCUAUGCCCGGAAUGGCAGCGUGAGCGGCGGUGGACCUCCAGCCGAAAUCCCUCUGUACCGACAUAUGAGCUCUGGGAGCCUCAACAUCCCGAAUGGACUGGGGCAGCCGAAUGGGAACGGUCAGUCGCAGGCAGCUGGAGCCAUGGCGCCGGGUGGCAGGUUUGAAGGGCCGCGGAGCCCGCCGGGAAAACAGAACACAUCGCAUGUGCCUUGCAAGUUCUUCCGCCAAGGCGCGUGCCAGGCGGGGAAGGCGUGUCCAUUCAGUCACGACCUCUUGAGCACUACUGAUAACGUGUGCAAGUACUUUGCAAAGGGCAAUUGUAAGUUUGGACCGAAAUGUGCCAACAUCCAUGUACUACCAAACGGGCAACGAGUAAACUACCACAAGGGAGGGCCGAUUGGAAUUGGCGGAUUAAAUCUCGGUGGACGUGUGCAUCCGGAUCAGUAUCACAGUCAGAGUUCGGCUUUGACCAAUUCUCUAUACCGCGCAAAUAUGGGAGCGCAACCUCCGUUUGGCGCGCCUUACUCGCCCUUUGCGAACCAAGACGAGGGCUUCCCCCGUGGUGGCAUGGAUAUUGGUGUGCCGACGAUUGACACGAGUUAUGCGUCGUAUCCCGGGUCCGCGUACGGCUCGCCUCGAGACGAUGACUUGCAGAGUCGGUUCGGACUUGGGUUGUCGCCUGUCCCGGCAAAGGGACUGAGCGUCUUAGACGCUCCGCUACCUGCGUCCUUUGACAGCAAUGGGGUCUCGUGGAUCGCAAGACAUGGACCGGUAGCAGCGUCUGUCCCUUCAAAGUUUGGUCUUGAGUCACCACCACCGUCGCUGGGAUUCGCAAAGGACGGAAGGACAUCUGAAGCCCUCAAAAACCUAUACAGCUCCGCGUUCGGCGACGACACGCGCGAUAGCUUCCACGGAGCUGCCUCCCCUCCGGCUCCUCUCGCUGACGAAUACUUCGGAAAGCGAAUCAUGCAUUCCCAGCGUUUUGCAAGACAGAAGAUCAUGUCAGCUAGUCUGCCAAAGGCAGGGCUGGCAAUCGACAAGGACUGGGACAACGAUUUUACUUUCGAGGAAGAUUAUCUACCAGACAACCUUAAGGAGCUUCUAACUCCACAGGAGAAAGCGCGGAGAGGAUCCAGGAACGCCGAAGAGGAGAGCAGGCCUGUUUACAGCUGCAACGGGACACCAGACGCAUCAAGCAAGUUCGGGUCUCCAUCAAACGCGAGCCCUUCACGAUGGGGCCCGCUAUUCCAGCGCCAACAGCGCGAAGAGGAAGAAAAAGUUUCCCGAGCCUCAGUCUUCGGCCACGUCGGCUCCCCACUCCGCAACUCAUCUCUAUCAUCCGCCUCCAUACCCGCCGUUAGCCGCUCAGCUGCCGCCUCCGGCGACGCUUCCCCCUACGUGGCAUCCCCAUCCCGCCAAUCCUCUAUGUCCAUAAUCUCCCAACAACUCCAACGCACGCGUCUCGGCCGUACCGAGUCCGCCGGUGCCGAGACCAGCCUCCUCCCAGCAGUUCAGCGCGUGACUAGCAACCCGAUAGGUGCACCUACACGCCCUGAUCGGGCUGCUAGUGGCGCGAGCAUCGGCGCGAGUUUGGCUGCUGGAAGAGUCAACAUGCCGAUUGAUGAGGAGCAAGGCGAUUUCGUGUUCAGCAUGGAGGAAGAGGAGGAUAAGGAGCGCGAAAGCACCAAGAGGGGUAGCGGCGGUGGAUGGAAUUACCCCGUUGGCGCUAGGAGCCCGCAUAGGGCGAAUGGUGGUCGCAAUGGGACGACGAGCGGUGGUGGGAUGGAGGGUAUGUUUGGGGUGACUAGGUGAUGGGGGGGGUGGCAUUAUCAAAAUGGGAAGGGGAUGUUGAAAAGGAGUACAAAGCAUGAAACUAUAACUAACAAUCACUAUGUUUGUGGAUGCAUCAAGCGACGUGUUGGGACGAAUCUGGUACUGGGAUUUGGCGAUCUAGGGUGUUUGUUUUUAUCUGGCAUGGCUUUUUUUUUAUUUAAUGUAUUAUAUUUAUAUAGGGUCGCAAGGGUUGGUUGGGCUGUUAAUAUAUAUAUCCGAAUAUGCGGACAGGGACAAAUGGUCAUGAUAUAUAUAUCUUCCUCCAAGCCAAGGACAACUUUUGUCGUGACAAAUAGUGUUACUGUGAAGGC
Pseudogymnoascus destructans is the source of this 2662-nucleotide messenger RNA. RefSeq lists its product as uncharacterized. The record is from RefSeq and is a predicted model, not a curated record. Bases 483 to 2330 code for a protein of 615 amino acids. Gene Ontology annotation, molecular function: metal ion binding; ubiquitin protein ligase activity. Gene Ontology annotation, biological process: protein polyubiquitination. The transcript is spliced from 3 exons. NCBI's taxonomy places the organism in Eukaryota, Fungi, Ascomycota, Leotiomycetes, Thelebolales, Thelebolaceae.